Molecule: messenger RNA, 633 nt
Organism: Penicillium mononematosum
Lineage: Eukaryota; Fungi; Ascomycota; Eurotiomycetes; Eurotiales; Aspergillaceae
Exons: 2
Coding region: 1-633 (210 amino acids)
Source: RefSeq, a predicted model, not a curated record
AUGGCACCAACUUUCUCCCCUCUAGAUGCCUCUUCCUACCGACACCCGCACCGGAACGGGCCUUAUGAGUCACUUCGGGAAGCAACGAUUCUCGCAAUGUUGGAACAGGGAAUCGAAUAUAACACCCUGAGCGAGAACCCUGUCUCCUGGGCUGAUGACCAGGACCCGUUCGGACAUGUCAUGGCUCAGUCUUAUAUGCAUUACGCUGGCAAUUCCUUCAUUCGCCUGCUUGAGUCGUUCGAAGGUCAUCUCAAAGAUGAAUUCCCAAGGUUCAUGUCGGGUCGUGGAAUCGGUGCUAUGUCGAAGCAAUGUUCGAUGAAAGCCAAACGGGUUGUCAAGUAUCCUGACCUGCUCAUCACCGGUGUCCGCAUUUUGGAUGUACACAUGGACAGGAUUCGAGUUGAUUAUUAUAUCUGGUCUGUGACUCAGAACGUACUGGUUACCGAGUUUCAGACCUGGAUUGUGUUUUUCCACCACAAAGAACAACGACUUGUCAAUCUCGCAGAGGAAGGUGGUGUGUACCAGUCCCUGCAUGCUUCCUUAACAGAGCGUGCAGCGGAGUCGCGUCGUACCCUCAACGCAUGGGAGGAAAAGCAGGCCCAGAAGGCUGGUUCUAAUACGGCAAAGCUUUGA